CGCACCCAUCCGGAAUACCCUCAGCCCAUACAUACGGAUGAUCUCCCUCUAUGUAUCCAGCUACAUAUUAUUAUUGCUAUUAUUACUAUCAUAAUUGCCAUUAUUAUUAGGCACCAUGUUUUCUUAUUCAGCCAUGGCUUCGAACCCUAUCUACUGCCCACCCAUGCAGCCAUCCUAUUCCACCGGCAGUGAAGGCUCUCUGCAGUUCUCAUUCAGCUAUCCUGACGUUUACGCUUCAUCGUUGGGAGAAUCCGACAUGCCCUCGCCACAGUCAUCACCCCAUCAGUCCUCGAUGCUGGCGCCGUCCAGUCCAUUUGAUCAGGCCGAGUCUUAUUACUUUGACUUAACUACCGCUUCCCUCGGUCUUCCUCCUCAGUCUCCUGCUUCCCUCGAAAGUCAGAUGAGUCUACCAUACGAUACGCAGGCUCGCUGGCCGCAAGGAUGGGAGGCAGAUCUCCUCCUGCUGCCCUCCUCUUCUUCCCCUUCUUCCGUUUCCUAUUUGGCUGAAGCGGCCGAUCUACCUCCUGGGCCAUCAUCAUCCAAGCCGCCAAAACCAUACACCUGCACCACCUGCGGCCGGUCGUUCACACGCUCUGCCGACCAGAAACGACACCAGUCAAGUGUGCACUAUCCUGUGUAUCAAGACUGUCCGAUCGAAGAUUGUCCGCGCAAAGGGAUCAAUGGUUUUCCCCGUCGAGACCACCUAAUGGAACACAUCCGUUCGUUCCACAACAUCGACGUUCCCAAACGGGUGGCUUCAAAGAGAGUCACCAAAUGAACCCACCUAGCUUACAUUCCCUUUUUUUCUUCUCCUUUUCUUCCCAAGACCUCUUUCAGCUGUCUUUCUUCUUUUAACUCGUUGAGACGACUAUAGAUGGGGAUCCGGCGUUGGGUUGACUGACAUACUUUUUUUUUUUUCCCUUCUUUCUUUCUUUUGUCUUGAAGGAGAAUUCUGGCUAUGAUGUUAUGAAUCGUGGGUUCCAGCCCCAUGUAUAGAUUAGAUGAUGAGA
Messenger RNA from Penicilliopsis zonata CBS 506.65, 1010 nucleotides. RefSeq lists its product as hypothetical. Lineage: Eukaryota; Fungi; Ascomycota; Eurotiomycetes; Eurotiales; Aspergillaceae. Bases 134 to 778 code for a protein of 214 amino acids. The record is from RefSeq and is a predicted model, not a curated record. The transcript has 3 exons.